AUGAGGAAUCUAGGGUUAGUCCAAAUUACUCUGCUUUGCUUUCUCUUUGUCUACUUCCGUACGGAUUCUUUUGUCUCCUGUUUAAACUCUGAGGGUUUGGCUUUACUCUCGCUUCUCGAGCAUUUUGAUAAAGUCCCACUUGAAGUAGCUUCGACGUGGAAGAAGAACACAUCUGAAACCACUCCAUGUGGUAACUGGUUUGGUGUCAGUUGUGGUAGUUCUGGUAAUGUCGAGAUGCUUGAUUUGCCUGCUUCUGGGGUUUCAGGCCAAUUAGGUUCUAAAAUAGGGGAGCUUAAGAGCUUGGUGAUUCUGGAUCUAAGUAACAACAGUCUCUCUGGUGUAUUGCCUUCUAGUUUAAGGAACUGUACUUCACUUGAGUUUUUGGAUUUGUCUAACAAUGACUUUUCCGGAGACGUUCCUGAUAUCUUUGGUAGCUUGAAGAACUUGAAGAAUCUCUAUCUUGAUCGUAAUAAUCUUCGUGGUCUGAUUCCUCCAAGUGUUGGUCAAUUGGUAAAGCUCGUAGCUCUGAGUCUGACUCGUAAUGACUUGUCUGGUACCAUUCCCGAGUCGAUUGGGAACUGCAGUAAGCUGAAGUAUCUGGCUUUGAACGGGAACAAGUUAAACGGUUCUUUGCCUGUGAGUCUCAAUCUACUUGAGAAUCUUGGUGACUUGUUUGUCAAUAACAACAGUCUUGGAGGAAGGCUUCACUUCGGUUCUAGCAAUUGCAAGAAGUUGGUGAAUUUAGAUUUGUCUUACAACGGUUUCCAAGGUGGUGUUCCGCCUGAAAUUGGCAAUUGUAGUAGCCUUCGCUCUCUAGCCAUUAUCAACUGCAACUUAACAGGUACAAUACCAUCAUCCUUGGGUAUGUUGAACAAGGUUUUGUCUAUUGACCUUUCUGAUAACCAUCUCUCGGGUAGUAUCCCUCAAGAGCUCGGGAACUGCAGCAGAUUGGAAACCUUGAAGCUGAAUAACAACCAGCUCCAAGGCCAGAUACCUCAUGCAUUGGGAAAGCUAAAGAAGCUACAAAACCUGGAGCUUUUUGUGAAUAAGCUGUCCGGUGAGAUUCCUAUUAGCAUAUGGAAGAUUCAGAGUCUGACACAGGUACUCGUUUAUAACAACACUCUCACCGGGGAAUUACCAGUUGAAGUAACUCAGCUGAAGCACCUUAAGAAUCUUACACUGUUUAACAACAGCUUUUAUGGAGAGAUACCAAUGAGUUUGGGCAUGAAUCAAAGCUUAGAGGAGGUGGACCUUCUUGGUAACCGUUUUACAGGGGAGAUACCACCCUAUCUCUGCCAUGGACAGAAGUUGAGAAUUUUCGUCUUGGGUUCUAAUCAGCUUCAUGGUACGAUACCGGCGUCUAUUCGUCAGUGUAAGACCCUCGAGAGAGUCAGACUUGAAGAAAACAAGCUUACAGUUACAGGUGAGAUUCCAACCGCAUUGGGGGAUCUUAUCAAUCUUGAACGACUCAACAUAUCCAACAACAAGUUGACAGGGUCUUUAUCGGUUCUUCAAAGGCUUAAGUUUUUGGGUCAGGUUGACGUCUCGCAUAAUCAGUUCAAGGGUCCAAUACCGGCAAAUCUGAUAUCAAAUUCUUCAACGUUUUCUGGAAAUCCAGACCUCUGCAUUCAACCUCCUUACUCAGCAAGUGCCAUAACCCGCAACGAGUUAAAAUCUUGCAAAGGUCAAGCCAAACUUAGCACUUGGAAGAUCGCCCUUAUAGCAGCUGGAUCCUUUAUAUCUGUAUUGGCUUUGCUUUUUGCGCUGGUUUUGGUUUUCCGCUGCUGCAAAAGAGGAGCCAAGAAAGAAGAUGCUAAUAAUGUACUCGCCGAGGAAGAAGGUAUAUCCUUGUUGCUGAACAAAGUUCUUGCAGUCACUGACAAUCUAGAUGACAAGUACAUUAUUGGAAGAGGAGCCCAUGGAGUUGUUUACAGAGCCUCUUUAGGGUCAGGCGAAGAAUACGCUGUGAAGAAACUCAACUUUGCGGAACACGUACGCGCAAACCAAAAUAUGAAGAGGGAGAUUGAAACAAUCGGGCUAGUCAGGCACAGAAAUCUCAUUCGGUUAGAAAGAUUUUGGAUGAGGAAAGAAGAUGGCUUAAUGCUGUAUCAGUACAUGCCAAAUGGAAGCCUGCAUGACGUUUUGCACAGGCGUAAUCAAGGAGAAGCCAUUCUUGACUGGUCUGCACGGUUCAACAUAGCCCUUGGGAUUGCACACGGACUGGCUUAUCUACACCAUGAUUGUCAUCCACCAAUCAUUCACCGCGACAUCAAACCAGAGAACAUACUGAUGGACUUGGAUAUGGAGCCUCAUAUUGGAGAUUUUGGAUUGUCUCGGAUUCUAGAUGACUCAACGGUUUCAACUGCCACCGUUACAGGCACCACCGGGUACAUUGCACCAGAAAAUGCUUACAAGACAGUGAGGAGCAAGGAAUCAGAUGUUUACAGUUAUGGAGUUGUUUUGCUCGAGCUGGUAACAGGAAAGAGAGCAGUGGACAGAUCUUUCCCGGAGGAUACCAAUAUCGUGAGCUGGGUCAGAUCUGUAUUAAGUAGCUACGAAGAUGACGAUGAUACUGCUGGUCCAAUCGUUGAUCCAACACUUGUGGAUGAGCUUCUGGAUACGAAGCUUAGGGAACAAGCAAUCCAAGUUACAGACUUGGCUCUAAGGUGCACAGACAAGAGGCCGGAGAACAGACCAUCCAUGAGAGAUGUGGUGAAACUUUUGACUGAUUUAAAAGAUUUUGUAAGAAGCACUUCAGGUUCAGAUCAGUAGUAUUGGAUUUUGCAUGUUCAUAGUUUACUGUUCUUUGAGAUUCAUUGCUGAAACAGAAGGGACAUAUGUAUGAAGGUUUAGAAACAAGCUGCCAGGCCACUAAUAUAAAUGUAACUAUCAUUGAGAAAAUAUGAGAAACAUAUACUGUAUAUUA
Messenger RNA from Camelina sativa (false flax), 2926 nucleotides. Lineage: Eukaryota; Viridiplantae; Streptophyta; Magnoliopsida; Brassicales; Brassicaceae. The record is from RefSeq and is a predicted model, not a curated record.